ACUCCCAGCGCGAGUGGCGGCGGCGGCGGCGGCGGCGGAGCCUUCGGGGGCGUGCGUGCGUGUGUGAGUGCGCGCCAGCGAGCGCGCCUUCUGCGGCGGGCGGACUGACUCCGCAGCGGGGCCGGGGCAAGCUGGACGCAGCAUGAUGCGCGCAGUGUGGGAGGCGUUGGCUGCGCUGGCGGCGGUGGCGUGCCUGGUGGGCGCGGUGCGCGGCGGGCCCGGGCUCAGCAUGUUCGCUGGCCAAGCGGCGCAGCCCGACCCCUGCUCCGACGAGAACGGCCACCCGCGCCGCUGCAUCCCGGACUUUGUCAAUGCGGCCUUCGGCAAGGAUGUGCGCGUGUCCAGCACCUGCGGCCGGCCCCCGGCGCGCUACUGCGUAGUGAGCGAGCGCGGCGAGGAGCGGCUGCGCUCGUGCCACCUCUGCAACGCGACCGACCCGAAGAAGGCGCAUCCUCCCGCCUUCCUCACCGACCUCAACAACCCGCACAACUUGACGUGCUGGCAGUCGGAGAACUACCUGCAGUUCCCGCACAAUGUCACGCUCACGCUGUCCCUCGGCAAAAAGUUCGAGGUGACCUACGUGAGUCUGCAAUUCUGCUCGCCUCGGCCCGAGUCCAUGGCCAUCUACAAGUCCAUGGACUACGGGCGUACGUGGGUGCCCUUCCAGUUCUACUCCACGCAGUGCCGCAAGAUGUACAACCGGCCGCACCGCGCGCCCAUCACCAAGCAGAAUGAGCAGGAGGCUGUGUGCACCGACUCGCACACCGACAUGCGCCCGCUUUCUGGCGGCCUCAUCGCCUUCAGCACGCUGGACGGGCGGCCCUCUGCGCACGACUUCGACAACUCGCCGGUGUUGCAGGACUGGGUCACGGCCACCGAUAUCCGCGUGGCCUUCAGCCGCCUGCACACGUUUGGCGACGAGAACGAGGACGACUCGGAGCUGGCGCGCGACUCGUACUUCUAUGCUGUGUCGGACCUGCAGGUGGGUGGCCGCUGCAAGUGCAACGGCCACGCAGCUCGUUGCGUGCGUGACCGCGACGACAGCCUGGUGUGCGACUGCAGGCACAACACGGCCGGCCCGGAAUGCGACCGCUGCAAACCUUUCCACUAUGAUCGGCCCUGGCAACGCGCCACAGCCCGCGAAGCCAACGAGUGCGUGGCCUGUAACUGCAACCUGCAUGCCCGGCGCUGCCGCUUCAAUAUGGAGCUCUACAAGCUGUCUGGACGCAAGAGUGGAGGCGUCUGCCUGAACUGCCGCCACAACACCGCUGGCCGCCAUUGUCACUACUGCAAGGAGGGCUACUACCGUGACAUGGGCAAGCCCAUCACCCACCGGAAGGCCUGCAAAGCUUGUGAUUGCCACCCCGUGGGCGCCGCUGGCAAGACCUGCAACCAAACCACUGGCCAGUGUCCCUGCAAGGAUGGUGUGACGGGCAUCACCUGCAACCGCUGUGCCAAGGGCUACCAGCAGAGCCGCUCUCCCAUUGCACCCUGCAUCAAGAUUCCCGUAGCACCGCCAACCACCGCAGCCAGCAGUGUGGAGGAGCCUGAAGACUGCGAUUCCUACUGUAAGGCCUCCAAAGGGAAGCUGAAGAUUAACAUGAAAAAGUACUGCAAGAAAGACUAUGCUGUCCAGAUCCACAUUCUGAAGGCAGACAAGGCAGGGGACUGGUGGAAGUUCACGGUGAACAUCAUCUCCGUGUACAAGCAAGGCACCAGCCGCAUCCGCCGUGGUGACCAGAGCCUAUGGAUCCGCUCGCGUGACAUCGCCUGCAAGUGCCCCAAAAUCAAGCCCCUCAAGAAGUACCUACUGCUGGGCAACGCCGAGGACUCACCCGACCAGAGUGGCAUCGUUGCUGACAAGAGUAGCCUGGUGAUCCAGUGGCGGGACACGUGGGCGCGGCGGCUGCGCAAGUUCCAGCAGCGUGAAAAGAAGGGCAAGUGCAAGAAGGCCUAACGCACACGCAGCAGCACGCUGGGCUCGGGACGCGGCCCGGCUGAGCGUGAGCUGAGUACGUGCAGCUGAUGGCUGCCAAGGUGGACUUGGCCCAUGAGGGCUUUCCCGGGAGGGGGGAGGGUGGGGGCGGGGCUACAGCGGGGGCGGGGCCCUCGAUGGCCCCUCCCCCAGCCCCACUCUGUGCACCCCUAGCGGGAGCCAAGUGCAUGCACACUCAGGGCAGGGUGCGCAGCAGGCCAGGCCCUGGAGAAAUGAGGACCAGACGUAGCUACCUCACGGGGCUCCUUCCAGAGCAGAAAUGCGCUUCCCUAGGGCUAGGUGGGGUCACCGUGGAGGGGCUGGGAGCUAACCCUGCCCUGGGGCCUGAGGCACGGCACUGAGUGGCACGGAUGGGGCCACAGAGCUUGGCGUUGUUGGUAAUGCAGAAGGGGGCGUGAGGAGAACUGUGAAAUUGCAGGCCAGCAGCCUGGGCAGGGGCUCUGAGCAAGCCCAACCACCA
Messenger RNA from Marmota flaviventris (yellow-bellied marmot), 2456 nucleotides. Lineage: Eukaryota; Metazoa; Chordata; Mammalia; Rodentia; Sciuridae. The record is from RefSeq and is a predicted model, not a curated record.